This is a messenger RNA of Penicillium cinerascens, 1581 nucleotides long. RefSeq names its product adenylate cyclase-binding protein (gene capA). Gene Ontology annotation, biological process: cytoskeleton organization; regulation of adenylate cyclase activity. The transcript has 4 exons. The record is from RefSeq and is a predicted model, not a curated record. Lineage: Eukaryota; Fungi; Ascomycota; Eurotiomycetes; Eurotiales; Aspergillaceae. Gene Ontology annotation, molecular function: actin binding; adenylate cyclase binding. Gene Ontology annotation, cellular component: cytoplasm. The coding region runs from base 1 to 1581 and encodes 526 amino acids.
AUGGCGAGCGGCGGCCAUAUGCAUAAUUUCACCACCCUCAUCAAGCGGCUCGAGGCUGCCACCUCACGCUUGGAGGACAUGGCGAUGUCCCUGGACGAACCCAACGCCUCGAAGAGCAUGGAAACCCCCACUGCGGCUGCGUCCGCGACCCCCGAACCUCCUAGGCCCUCGCCUCCCCCUCCCGCGGCGCCCGCGCAAGCCCAGCUCCCUGAGCAGAUCCAAGACUUCGACGCAUUGAUCAAGAAGGAUGUCCAGAACUUCGUCAAGCUGGGUGAGAAGAUUGGGGGUGAAGUGGCAGAGCAGUCCAAAGCAGUUCUACAAGCCUUCCAGGCCGAGCGCACCUACCUUUACGUCUCCACGAAGGCGAAGAAGCCCGAACCUCAGCCUGCGGAGCUCAUGACCGACCUCCACAAGGCUUCGGAUACCAUCAACAACAUUCGCGAAUCCAGCCGCGCGUCGCCAUUCUUCAACCACCUGAGCGCUGUUGCGGAGGGUAUUGUGGCUCUGGGUUGGUUCUUUGAGAGCAAGCCUGCGGAGUUUGUCGCCGAGAUGAUCGGUGGUAUUGAGUACUACGGUAAUAAGGUGCUGAAGGAGUACAAGGACAAGGACCGCACACACAUUGAGUACAUUCAAGCAUACUACCAGAACUUCAAGGCCCUCGCGGCUUAUCUCAAGAAGCACUACCCUAAGGGCCUGACAUGGAACGAUGACUCUGGAAUUAAUGCGUUGGAGGCAUUGAAACAGAUCAAGGGUAGUCCUGCGCCUUCGCCUUCUGGCGUUGUCCCUCCUCCUCCUCCCCCUCCUGUUCCAACUGUUAAAGCUCCAGGCGGUGGUGCUCCCCCACCUCCCCCUCCCCCGGGUAUCCCCCCGGCGCCCGCCCCGGCUGCCCCGGCGGCAGAUAUGUCUGCUGUGUUUGACCAGCUCAACCAGGGCGAGGCGAUUACCUCUGGCCUACGCAAGGUAGACAAGUCGGAGAUGACACACAAGAACCCCAACUUGCGAGCCGGCUCGAUGGUGUCCGACCGCUCCAGCUCCUCCCGGGGUAAGUCUCCCGCUCCUAGCAAGAAGCCCAAGCCUGAGAGCAUGCGGGCCCGCAAGCCCCCGCGCAAGGAGCUGGAAGGCAACAAGUGGCUAGUCGAGAACUUCGAGGGAGCGAACGAGAUCAUCGAGGUUCCGGCGAAGCAGAGCCAGUCGAUUCUCAUCUCGCGCUGCAACAAGGCCGUCAUCAAGGUUCCCAGCAAGGCCAAUGCUAUCGCCAUUGACAAUUGCACUGGUCUUUCCAUUAUCGUCGACUCACUCGUCAGUAGCCUCGACGUGAUCAAGUCCCCCAAGUUUGCUCUGCAGAUCGACGGAUAUGUUCCGACUGUUCUGUUGGACCAGGUCGAUGGUGCAACCGUCUACCUUGGCCGCCAGAGUCUCACCACUGAGAUCUUCACCAGCAAAUCCACCGCUGUUAACAUCAUGCUCCCGCCAAAGGAGGGUACCGAUGAGGACACUAAGGAGUGCCCUAUUCCCGAGCAGAUCAAGAGCUACAUUAAGGAUGGUGUGCUGGUCAACGAGAUCGUUGAGCAUGCCGGCUAA